AUGAAAGUUGAGCAGUCGGGUUUUAAGCGGGAAGUAGAAAUAGCGGGAAAGAGUCAUCAUCAGAUGAUCUAUUCCAGGAGAAGACAAAGAGGCGGAUAUGGUCAUUCAGCCAUUGGGAUACCUCGUCAAAGGACACUUCAACUGGCGACAUCGGAAGAAAAAUCGGUGCACAUGGCUACAAAGGAGGAGUCUUCAGAGGGAACUUCGUCCACGAAGUCAACCACGUGUGGAAAAUUUCCUUCAGUGGAUCCGGACGAUGAUAUCACGGGAUUCCGUGACCGCGUAGAGCAGUUCUUUAUUGCUCAAAGCACACCAGAGAACAAGCAGGUGGCAACGCUCAUUGCAAAUAUCCCUCCGGAUAUGUAUGCUAACCUCAAAAAGUUGUCAUAUCCGGAACUGCCCAGCAAGAAAUCGCUGCAGGAGUUGCUCAAGAUGCUGGAAAACCACUACAAGAAGAAAAGCAACAUCAGGGCAGAGCGCUACAAGUUCCACAAGGCUGUGCAGGAAGAAGGCGAGUCAAUCAGCGACUAUAUUCUCCGUCUUAGAGGGUUAGCCGAAACAUGUGACUUCGGCCAGUACAUUCCCACGAGCACAGGUGAUGCCGGAAAGCUGAAACAACUGGCUUUUGAGGACAGCCUGUGUGACAGAUUCACCAGUGGAUUGCGCAGUGAGUACAUCCAAACGCGCUUAAUCGCAGAAGGUCACACAUCAUUCGCAAAAAUGUGUGAUUUUGCGCUGAAUCUGGAAAUGGCUUUCAAUGAGGAAAAAGUCAUCCACGGGAAUGGGUCUGAGCAAAAAGUGUCACACGUAGGACGGUCCCGUGCACGUGGAAAGCAGCCAAAGAAGCCUGAAAAGAAAAGGAGCCAAAGUCGUCGUGAGGACAAACCACAGUGUCGUAGAUGUGGAAGAUAUUCUCAUGAUCCUGAACAAUGUCCUGCCAAAAACUGGACAUGUUUCGUCUGCAACAAAAAAGGUCAUACCUCGGUGGUUUGCCGCAACAAGGACAAGCAGAAGCCGAUAAAGGAGCUCUCAGGAGGAAGUCCACCCACUAUCACGGUGCCCAUGAAGAUUGAAGGUCAAGAAAUCACCGUAGAAGUUGACAGUGGGGCUGGGCCAUCUUUAAUUUCAUCGCGAGACUACAAGGGGAGGUUUGGGUAUUUAGAUUUGAAAUCUUGUAACUUAAAAUUACGUUCUUUCACAGCUCAAUCCAUCAAAGUCGUGGGAAAGAUUGAGGUUCAAGUGGAAACUCCGGCGAAGACUGCGCGUUUGCCAUUCAUUGUCGUGGAGACUGCAGACAAUUUUACUCCACUAGUCGGACGGAAUUGGCUUGACACGAUAAGCCCAAACUGGCGAUUGAAAUUUUUCGGAGAUUUAUCCGUCAGCCAGGGUGGUGCCAUAAACGUCGCGACAGAGGAUUUCUACAACGAAAUCAAACGUAAGUUUCCCUUUGUUCUGUCUUCUGACCCAAAUCAGGCGAUUGUGGGGUUUAAGGCGGAUGUGCGGCUAGAGCAAUGUCACCCAAUCUUUCACGGAGCUUAUGAAGUACCCUUUAGACUCAAACCCGCCGCGGAUAAAGAAUUUGACCGUCUGGUCCAAGUAAAAACCCUUGAGAAAGUCGAAUUUUCGCGCUGGGCUAGUCCAGUAGUCAUAGUGCCAAAACCGAAUGAUGAAGUCCGAAUUUGUCUUGACGGAAGUGUCACAAUUAAUCCUCAUGUAAAAAUGCAACACUAUCCUCUUUCGAAAAUUGAAGAUAUUUUCGCGUCACUUUCCAAUUGUAGAAUCUUCGUGAUUCUUGAUCUCAGAUGGGCCUACCUUCAGUUAGAAUUGGAAGAGCACUCCAGAGAGUAUCUGACAAUCAACACCCAUCGUGGAUUGUUCAGGUAUAAUCGUCUCCCUUUCGGGGUUUCGUCCGCAGUGGCGAUUUUCCAGUCUGUUAUGGAAAGAAUGUUGGUAGGAAUUGAAGGGGUUCGUGCCUUUUUGGAUGACAUCAUCAUAGGUGGCAAAAAUGAAGAGGAAUGUCGUCAAAGACUUUUCCAAGUGUUGGAGAAAUUCAAUACUCACCGUGUCCAAAUUAAUUUUGCCAAAAGUAAUUUUUUCGCUGACUCAGUCGAGUACUUGGGACAUAUUUUGUCCUACAAUCAGAUCAAGCCCAAUCCCAAGAAAAUUGAGGCUAUUGUCAAAGCACCAGCACCCACUAAUGUCAAGGAAUUGCAAGCCUUUCUAGGAUUGCUGAAUUAUUACCGUCGAUUCAUCCCUGAUUUGAGUGGGAAGCUCACAUGUCUCUAUCAUCUCCUAAAACAAGGAGAAAAAUUUGUCUGGUCUGACGAAUGUCAGAAAGUCUUCGAAGAAUCGAAAAAAUUGCUCACAAAAGAUACAGUCCUUGAGCUUUUCGAUCCUGAAAAAGAAAUUGUCCUUACCACAGAUGCAUCACCAUACGGAGUCUCUGCUGUCUUGAGCCAUGUCGUAGAUGGUAUCGAGAAACCCGUCAUUUUCAUCAGCAGUGUUCUCUCAGAUGCAGAGAAGAAUUAUUCCCAAUUACAUAGGGAAGCUCUCGCUGUGGUUUUUGCUUGUAAAAAGCUGUUUAAAUACCUUUACGGUAAACCUUUUACGAUCCAUACAGACUCUCAAGCCUUGAAAGAAAUUUUCAACCCGUCUAAAGGAACACCACCAGUCGCAGCUGCGCGCUUGCAGCGGUGGGCAGUUCAAUUGUCUGUCUUUAACUACAAGAUAGUGCACAAGAGCGCCAAGAAAAUCGAGAAUGCCGAUGCUCUAUCACGUCUUCCUAUCUCAGAGUCUACUGAAGUAGAAGAGUUUCACAUAAAUGUGAUCAAAAUUGUCGAGUCAGUCAGGCUAAAGUUUAGUACGGUCGUAGAAGCGUACAGAAAUGAUUCAGUCUUGAACAAACUGUACAAAUUCGUCAUGUGGGGUUGGCCUCAAGAGGUCCCUGAAGACCUGAAACCAUUCUAUCGAGUCAGGAACUCAUUGUCUACCGAAAAUGAAGCAGUAUUUUACGGUAAUCGUCUGGUCAUUCCGUGUAAACUCAGACUAAAAGUUUUGCAAAUUUUGCACGAAAAUCACAAUGGAAUAGUAUUGAUGAAGAAGCAGGCUAGAGCAUUUGUCUGGUGGCCAAAAAUCGAUGAUAGUAUCGAAGCUUUCGUGUCCGGCUGUGAAGCAUGUCAGAAGACUCAAAAUGUUCCGCGUGAGGUAGUCACCACAAAGUGGAAGGAAACACAAAUCCCUUUCGAGAGAAUCCACUUGGAUUUCUUUCAUUUUUCCGGGAAGGAAUUCCUCAUUCUUGUUGAUUCGUUCAGCAAAUAUAUAGAUGUCUUCUACAUGUCUUCAACCUCUGCUAAGGCAGUGUCCGAUAAAUUGGAAAAUUUUUUCAAGAUUUUUGGAUUUCCAACCACCAUUGUAACAGACAAUGGUCCACCCUUCGGGUCAAAUGGGUUUAAAAAAUUCUGUGAGGAGAGGGACAUUGCUUUGUUGCAUAGCCCGGCUUACCAUCCGCAGUCGAAUGGAUUGGCUGAGCGGGGAGUACAAACGGAGGAGAAGAGUGUGGAAAAGAUAUCCCACUGUCUUCUCCCCAAUGAAAAUCUCUGCGACAUUAGGGAGCAAUUCCGUGGAGAAAAAUCAUCUGACUAUUGGGAAUUGCUCAGUAACAUCUGGCCAUAUCUUUAA
This is a messenger RNA of Phlebotomus papatasi, 3678 nucleotides long. RefSeq lists its product as uncharacterized. The record is from RefSeq and is a predicted model, not a curated record. Gene Ontology annotation, molecular function: nucleic acid binding; zinc ion binding. Gene Ontology annotation, biological process: DNA integration. The transcript has 3 exons. Bases 1 to 3678 code for a protein of 1225 amino acids. NCBI's taxonomy places the organism in Eukaryota, Metazoa, Arthropoda, Insecta, Diptera, Psychodidae.